This is a messenger RNA of Naegleria lovaniensis, 1662 nucleotides long. RefSeq lists its product as uncharacterized. Gene Ontology annotation, molecular function: ATP binding; protein kinase activity. The record is from RefSeq and is a predicted model, not a curated record. Gene Ontology annotation, biological process: protein phosphorylation. Bases 1 to 1662 code for a protein of 553 amino acids. NCBI's taxonomy places the organism in Eukaryota, Heterolobosea, Eutetramitea, Acrasida, Naegleriidae. The transcript is spliced from 3 exons.
AUGAGUGAUGAUACUUCUCUAUUACUCCCUCUCAACCAUUCUCCUUUACUGCAAUGGGGCAUCAUUUCUAUUUGUAUUGCACUGACGGUUAGCAAUUUCAUUCUAUUUUGUUGUUUGAUCUAUGUCGUUGUGAGAUCUCACCGAUCUUCAUCUCAAAUCAUUAUCAAGAAAGAAAGUUUGUGGGACAAGCUCAUGUGUUGCAAAAAUGGAAAACGAAAAAAGUCUCAACGACGACUUAUUACAUCUCAAUCUUCUCAACAUGAAUAUUAUGGAAGAAUGGAUGAAGACGACAGCACGAAUUUAAGGAAAAUUAGCUCAAUUGAGCAGCAGAACGACGGUCAUGAUUUAACCACACUGAGCGUUAUGGGAAAGAAUUACACAGGAAAUCAAAAUAAUGAUCAAAACGUAUUGAUGGAGGAUGGAGACACAUUAACAGUCUCGAAUACUAUUUCAAUUUCACCUCCAGUUUCACGAAGUCGAUCAGGAUCAAAACAUUUGGAAAAGAUUCAACCUGUGGAUCAUCCUGAAAAUUUACUCUACAACGAUUUAUCUAAGGAACUCAAUGAUGCGAUUGUGAAGGUAUCUCCUCAACUUCGCAAUAUGAGCAUCAUGAGUGAGGAGUUGGAAUUAAUUGACCAAAUUGGAGUGGGAAGCAGUGGAAUCGUCUACAAGGCCAAGUACAUGGGUGUACUUGUAGCUGUUAAACAAUGUUUAAUUUGUGACUUGUUGGAAGAUCCUCUUAAAGAGUACAUGAAAGAAACUCAAAUUCUGAGCUCAAUAAGGCAUCCAAAUAUUGUACAGUUUAUUGGGGCAACUAUUAAGCCUCCUUUCUUUUAUAUUGUGACAGAGUAUUGCUCUCGAGGUAGUGUGGACAAGAUUAUCAAGACCAGCUAUUCUAAUUACAAUAACAUUCGUAAUGCCAAUUUAGACACUACAUCUAAAAAGACAUCAUCUGCAAAGACGCCAGCAACUGACUCACAACUGGCGAGACUUUCUGUAGAUGCAAAAACAAAUCAAGCAAGGCCAUCCAUCCUGUUAAACAAUCAUUUUAAAUCUGGACUUAGCCUCAGAAAGAAGAUUAAAUUACUUUUAGACGCAGCCAAUGGCUUGAAUAUGUUAAAGUCUAAAAACAUUAUUCACAGAGAUGUAAAGAUUUCCAACUUUUUAGUUACAAAUGACUGGACGUUGAAAUUAUCGGACUUUGGAACUGCUUUUCAUUGCUUAAUGAAUAAGCAAAAACGUGGCACGAAAGUAGGAACCAUUGAAAUAUGUGCACCAGAGGUUCUAUUGGAUGGUCACUAUUCCUUUAAAUCAGAUGUUUAUAGCUUUGGAAUAUGUGUUUAUGAAUUUAUAUUUGAGAAGGAAAUAUAUCCAAACAUGAACGUGUACGAAAUUACACACAAAGUAAUUCACGAUGAAUUGAGACCUCCCAUUCCAACAUCUCAAGAACUGAGAGAAAUGUUUUUUGGAGACAUUACAAAUAUUGAAUAUGAAAUUGUGAAAGAUGUCAUCUUGAAGCUCAUAGUGAAAUGUUGGUCAAAGCUUGAAAACGAUCGACCGGAAUGGGAUGAAAUUUGUCUUCUCUUAAGAGGUUGUUUAUCCAAACUCUCAAAAUCAUCAACAAGUAAUAGCAGCCCUUCUGAUUUGCCAGAUGAUUUGUAA